AUGAACUCACAGCUCGAAACCCUUUGGGAAGAAGUCAGGGAGCUAAGCUUAGGAACCACCCCCCAAAUUGACCGCCUCCAUACCCCACCAACGCCACUCCAAUUCCUCCGCCAUUACCUGUCCCAAAACAAACCCUUCAUACUCUCCGCCUCCGCCGCCACCACCCUCCAAUGGCCGGCCACCACCCUCUGGACCUCAACGUCCUACCUCCGCCAAACCCUUUCUUCUUCCAUCGUCUCCCUCCACUUAACCCCCACCGGCCAAGCCGACUCCAUCGCCACUCUCCCCUCUAACCCAGACUCCCUAUGCUUUGCCUCCGCCCACGUUCAACGCACACCGUUCUCCGACGCCAUUGAUGCCAUCGAAGGUUCACAUAAGAGGGAUUCAAUUACAGGAUUCGUUGCGUAUGCACAACAACAGAACGAUUGUUUCACGGAGGAGUAUGGGGCGUUGGCUGGAGACUGUGAUUCACAUGUUGCUUGGGCAACUGAAGCAAUAGGAUCACUGCCAGAGGCUGUUAAUUUGUGGAUUGGGAAUCAUCUGUCUGAAACUUCAUUUCAUAAGGAUCAUUACGAGAAUUUGUAUGCUGUUGUUACUGGAGAGAAGCAUUUUGUGCUUCUUCCACCUACUGAUGUCCAUAGAAUGUAUAUUCGUGACUAUCCAGCUGCUCAUUACUCUUACUCUCAGGAAACUGGGGAAUUCGAAUUGGAACUUGAGAAUCCAGUGAGGCACGUUCCUUGGUGCAGCGUAAAUCCUUACCCAUUUCCCGAGAACAAGGAGAAAGAAAUGUCCGAAUUCCCAUUAUACUAUAAUGGACCGAAGCCAUUUGAGGUCACUGUUAAGGCUGGUGAAAUUCUUUACUUGCCGAGUAUGUGGUUUCAUCAUGUUCGACAGACUCCAGACAGAAGGGGACUCACCAUUGCCGUGAAUUAUUGGUACGAUAUGCAGUUUGACAUCAAAUAUGCGUACUUCAACUUCUUGCAAUCACUUUCGCCACCCCAAAAACCAACAUGUCGUAAAUCAACUUCACAUGACAAUUUUUUGACAAAUGAAAAUGAAUCCGAUGGCGAUCAAAACCGCAGCCAGGAAUGAACUUGAACUUGUUUGGAGAUCAAGUUAUAUGCAUUUCUUUGAGUCCUAACCUUGAGGGUCAACUCAACUGCCAAAUAGAGGCUAGGCUUUAAGGUUCUUCUUCAUUGGUCAAGUCACUUGUUCGAAGUCUUGGAGCCACUGGGAAUUUUCUGGCUGUUAUCUUCAAGGUCUGAUGGAUAAGUGGAGGUGCUCGUAAACUGGUCUGAACAAACUUCAUGGUUACCAAAAACACAUCGGUGGUACAAUUAACGAAGGUCAGGAUCCCUAAUGUUGGUCAUGUGCUAAAUUAUUUGAAAGACAAAAGGUAGCUAAGAGAUGGAGCUUUGUGCUUCUAUGGUGUGUUUGGUAUAUGAGACGGGUCGAACAUAUAACGAACCCAUUGAGCUCAUACAUAUUACUUCAAUUUGAAGCAUAUUAUUAAAUUCAAGAAGUAUACCUCAAAUUUCAAGUAAUAUGUAUGAUCUGAAUAGCCGAUCUAUGGGUUUUUAUGCAAUUUGUACACAUAUCGUCGCUCAAUGUAAACAUUAUUGU
Molecule: messenger RNA, 1623 nt
Organism: Cynara cardunculus var. scolymus (artichoke)
Lineage: Eukaryota; Viridiplantae; Streptophyta; Magnoliopsida; Asterales; Asteraceae
Product: jmjC domain-containing protein 7
Exons: 4
Coding region: 1-1092 (363 amino acids)
Molecular function (GO): 2-oxoglutarate-dependent dioxygenase activity
Source: RefSeq, a predicted model, not a curated record